AUGAACGCCUUGCAGACUUACCCUGGCCAGCAGUGGUCUUCCAUCCUUUUCAAACUCUCCGAGUUCAGAGUUGAAUUAUGGCUAGGCCUUACCCUCGUGGUGUACGUCAUCGUCUCAUACCUGGGUCGCCGAGCCAAUACGUGUGAGUAAUGGUGACUUUCGCGGCUCACCAACCAGAAGGGCUCCGAAUGGAUUGAAGAGGCAUUGAUGAUGCACCCCCUUCCUCUUUCCUCUUCACAUCAAUCUAGAUGUGGCGCGAAACGUCAUGCUGGCUGUUGCACCAGCGCUGCGAGAGGAAUUUGCUGGCGUGGGCUUCAAUGACCAUCUCUUCGUCCUCGAUGGCGGGGAUUCGGUCAAAUCCUAUGCGACGGGGCGUCGCGCCUUCGAUCGGGCAUGGAUACAGGUCAAACUGCCUUCGAGGCAAGACCCACUGGUUUACCUCAACCACCUGCGGGCAAUUUUCGAUCAGUCGUCAGUUUCUGAAGUCGCGGAGCCAUGGUUUGCCGUGCUAAAAGCUUGAACACUGCUCGCUCAGUUACCAACCAAAGACGGACCGCUUCACACUUGAAUGCGAACUAUCGGAACCAUCCGGAUCUUUUUGUUUUGCGAUUUUGGACCGAAGGGUUCUCCGGACCACUCGCGAGCGCUGGGACAUGGUGAGGACUGCUAGAUCAGAACGGCGGCUGUAGCGGGUCAGGGGGACUGAUUUACACUCUGUUUUUUUCAGCUUACUUUCACCUGUGUCUCCGAACACACUAAUGUGGACCCUUCUUUGAUCGUCUUGACGGAAUCAGGCGACAUUAACUCUGCGCUGCUACGUAAUCCCGCAAAUAAUAUCUUGGGCGACUUCUUCGCGCCAGGUUCUCAGUCCCUGCAGUGUUUCGAGUCCCUUGUUAUAACGGACAGUGGAGGGAGUGCACCUGGCGAUAUGUAAGUUCCAAUAAUCUCGGCGCCAUUCCAAAACAUCCGCCACGGGAGUUGAAUCACCAUGUUGGUGCCUUGCUCAUAGCGCAUUCCGACUCCCUGACAAGAAUCUCCGAAUCGAGCUAGCUCUGCGGCUUCCUCCAACCUCUCACCUUCAAGAACUUGCUCCGUGGGUCAAUCUUGUAUGCGACUUAGGGGACUUAUUACAUUCUAAGCAGAAUCUGGUCCCAAAGAUGGCGGUUACCAAGGGGGCAAGUCACCAUCUUCCUAAAGGCCUAUGGGCGGUGGCUGUUUAA
Messenger RNA from Microbotryum saponariae, 1220 nucleotides. The record is from the annotation of a GenBank genome assembly. NCBI's taxonomy places the organism in Eukaryota, Fungi, Basidiomycota, Microbotryomycetes, Microbotryales, Microbotryaceae.